This is a messenger RNA of Onychostoma macrolepis, 2475 nucleotides long. It is a transcript of the gene rab14, whose product is annotated as RAB14, member RAS oncogene family. Gene Ontology annotation, biological process: endocytic recycling; phagosome maturation; defense response to bacterium. The coding region runs from base 163 to 810 and encodes 215 amino acids. Gene Ontology annotation, cellular component: trans-Golgi network; phagocytic vesicle; Golgi apparatus. The record is from RefSeq and is a predicted model, not a curated record. The transcript is spliced from 8 exons. NCBI's taxonomy places the organism in Eukaryota, Metazoa, Chordata, Actinopteri, Cypriniformes, Cyprinidae. Gene Ontology annotation, molecular function: GTP binding; GTPase activity.
GUAGAGGUGACUGUAGUAUAGUGUGGCUCCAGUGGAGGUCGCUGCUCUCACUGUUUUCAUCGCAGCAGCACUUUUAGAGGAAGAAAGCGGCCAGACGGCUCACACACGCCGAGACCAACCCAAACCUCCAAAAACCACUUGAAUUUAUAUUUUAGAGCAAAAAUGACGACUGCACCAUAUAACUAUUCCUAUAUUUUCAAAUAUAUCAUUAUUGGUGACAUGGGGGUUGGAAAGUCAUGUUUACUCCACCAGUUCACGGAAAAGAAAUUUAUGGCUGACUGUCCUCAUACAAUUGGCGUUGAGUUUGGCACACGGAUAAUUGAAGUGAGUGGGCAGAAGGUGAAGCUUCAGAUUUGGGACACUGCAGGGCAGGAGAGAUUCCGCGCUGUCACACGCAGCUACUACAGAGGAGCCGCCGGGGCCCUCAUGGUCUAUGACAUCACCAGGCGAAGCACGUACAACCACCUCAGCAGCUGGUUGACUGAUGCUAGGAAUCUCACCAACCCCAAUACUGUGAUCAUACUAAUUGGUAACAAAGCAGAUCUAGAAGCCCAGCGUGAUGUCACAUAUGAAGAGGCCAAGCAGUUUGCUGAAGAAAACGGUUUGUUAUUCCUGGAGGCAAGUGCAAAAACAGGUGAGAAUGUGGAGGAUGCAUUCCUUGAAGCUGCGAAGAAGAUCUACCAGAAUAUUCAGGACGGCAGCCUGGACCUGAACGCGGCUGAGUCAGGGGUCCAGCACAAGCCUACCGCUCCCCAGGGUGGGCGGCUCAACAGUGACGCACAGCCCCAGAAGGAGGGCUGCAGCUGUUAAUGACCAUGAAGACUUCACUCUCUCUCUUUCUCUAUUCCUUCCUGUCCCACAUCCCACCUCUGCCUCCCUCUGUAUCUAAAAGCCUCUCCCCUUCCGGUAUGAUUGCUCAUGGAGUCUGGGGCCAGAUGGCUCUACGUGAUGAUGGAGGUGUAACAUAAUUCAUUCCCUCCUUACUGCUCUCUUCUUCCCCUCCUUCCCUUCUCCUCUUGUCUUCCCUCACUUGUUUUGCUUGUUUCUCAUACGCACACAUCCCAGUGCUCCCAGCAAGCACUCGAGGGAGGACGGCUCCUCCACUGAACACUAAUCCUGAAGAGAGAAGAUGAUCGUCGAUAAACUGAAGAAAUGCUGGGUUUAUCCUUUACAGACGUGAUGUGCAUAACUAUAAACUAAACAUCUCAUGUACAGGAGCUGUCUGAAUACUAGCAUAAUGUAAAUGAUACGGAAAUAUUGGCAAACGUUAUUUGUGUUGACAUGAUGUCAAGUGAUCAGGAGGAUAUGCAUCAACAUUGUUUUGUUAAAAAAUCUAAAACUGAAAUAUUGUAUUCUGUUUUAAAUUAGAGGUUUUGCAGUUUCACAUCCAAUCACCAAAUAUUUAUCCCUGUUUGUACCUAUUCAGGAAAUAAUAUACAUGUACUAUACAAGAUUAGUAUUGUUUUGAGAAGAAUCUCAAUGGAAGGUCCAUUGUAAAAAAAAAAAAAGAAAAGUCGAUUCAGACAGUUAUUUUAACUUAGUAACUGUUAUAGUAAUAUAUUGAAGAGGAUGGGACGCAUUUUAGGUCCUGAGGAAUGUUUUCCGCACUUUGCAGUUUCAAUUUGAUUUUCCGAGGGCCUGAAGCUUGUUUUGUGUUACUGAGGUCUACAGUGUGUCGCACUAUGAGGUUUCAGAUCCCCUUCGAUCUGUUUUUGAGCAUCUGUAAAUGUUUCAACAUCACAGUAGCUUAAGAAAAACAGAUCGACAAGAGCAUCGUGUACUGAUCGUUCAGGCCCUGCAAACCCUCACCAUAUCAAGAUAUUCAUAUUGUUUUUACAUAAUUUCAGUUGCCUUAUGAUAUGCUUUUGUUCAUUCUGAUGUGCUGCCCGUUUUAUUCAUAAUCCUCGUAUAGCAUUUAUUGAAACAAUUCCAGCGAUUCACUUGUAAUAGGGAUUAUGCCUUUUCAAAAGCAUUCCAUUAAAUUGAUUUCCAAACACUGAUCAUGUUUUUGAGCUGAGCUGAGUUUCUUAAAGGUUCCUUAAGCAUGAUGCAUGAGACAACUGCUUUUUACAGACGUCAUGGUUUCCCCCAAUUCAAACGGAGUAAAUAAUAUCUUGAAAUAUAUAAAUAUGUAACAAAUAGGCCACCACAGCAUGAGAAACAUCAUUGAGGGGAGACUUGGCCCAGAUCUGAUUUGUACAACCAGCAGUUGUUUCUUUUUCCAUUGAUGCACAUUUGCAACGAACAGCUAAAAAGGCAAAUACAAGCACUCCAAAUAUGAUUUUCUAUUAAAUUUGUGUAUUAUGGUAGAUUUUAGAUGUGUUGUUUUGUAAACUGAAAAUCCAUUUUUAAUUUGCUCCUACUGUCUUGCUUUUUUCACAUCUUAAUGACAUCUGCAAAAAUUAAUCUUCUGCUCAAUUCUGUCUUCUGUAAGUGACUUUUGUUUGUAAUUAUGUUAAUAAAGACAAUACUGUA